This is a messenger RNA of Pyrus x bretschneideri (Chinese white pear), 1428 nucleotides long. RefSeq lists its product as uncharacterized. The coding region runs from base 1 to 1428 and encodes 475 amino acids. Gene Ontology annotation, molecular function: protein binding. Lineage: Eukaryota; Viridiplantae; Streptophyta; Magnoliopsida; Rosales; Rosaceae. The transcript has a single exon. The record is from RefSeq and is a predicted model, not a curated record.
AUGGAGAACUACUCCAACCACUCCUACCCGGACUCCCGCGACUCCUCCCCUCGCUCCCGCGAAAUCGACUGCGACACCCCCUCAUGGGACGACCAACCCCCCUCCGCCACCUCCACCUACAAAGUCAAGUUCAUGUGCAGCUACGGCGGCAAAAUCCAGCCCCGCCCCCACGACCACCAGCUCACCUACGUCGGCGGUGACACCAAAAUCCUCACAGUCGAUCGCAAUAUCAAGCUCUCCGCUUUCAUCUCCAAGCUCUCCUCCCUCUGCGACACCUCUAACGAUGCCGUUUGUUUCAAGUACCAGCUCCCCGGCGAAGAUCUCGACGCUCUCAUCUCCGUCACCAACGACGAGGACCUCGACCACAUGAUGGUCGAGUACGACCGGCUGUACCGCGCUUCAGCUAAGCCCGCCAGGCUCCGACUCUUUCUCUUCCCUCUUGACAGCAACACUUCCGCUAGCUUCGGCUCCAGCGAGACCAAGUCCGAGCGCCAGUGGUUCGUCGACGCUUUGAAUUCGGUUCAGAUCGGGUCUCCCGAUGGAUCCUCUCCGACGGCUCCGGUCACGGCCUCGCCGACAAACCCCGAUUUCCUGUUCGGAUUCGAUAAGGGAUACACGGCUGUGCCGGUUGGGAAAUUUCCCGACUCGGUCACUCCGCCGACGGUUCCCGAUUUGCUUGUGAAAAGCACUCUGGUUGGAUCUGGGGAUCGCCACACCGGAGAACCGGUGAUGUCUCAGGCGGAGAUUCAGAGGCAGAUCCAGGAGUUGCAGAGGAUGCAAAUCGUUGCUGGUCACGAGCCGACCACCAUCUAUCACCGGAAAAGCGACGAAAUGGGAAACCUUAGGGGUUACACCGGCGAUUAUUACACACAAAAACUUCCAGAGAACAUUCAACCGGCGCAAGGGUCGUCUCCAGUGGGAAUGCCACAACCUGUGCCAUUUCCAACUGCGUAUAUGCCAGAGGGGCACAUGAACACUGGGGGUUAUCCGGUGACGACUGCCCCAGCUGGACCGGAGCAGCCCGUUUAUUUCAUUUCUACUCCGACCGGUGUAUACCAGGCUCCCGCCCCUAGACCGGCGACCGGUCCAGUUGGUCAGGCAUACUAUGGAGUACCGCAGAGGAUGGCACCAGAGGUGUACCGGGACGCUCAGGUGUACAAUACUGCCGUGGCAGCACAGCAAGCACAACAAGCUCAGCAGGCACAACAAAUUCAGCAGGCUGCAGCUUAUGGUGAAGGGUUUGCACAGGUUGGGUAUGAUGCCGUCGGCAGGCAGGUAUACUACACUGCAGCAGGAGGUGUCGUUUCUUCAUAUCAGACGGUUGCUCCAGUGCCCGUAGAUGGGAGACAAGCUGCUGCUGGUGUAUUGAAUCAAAUUCAAGAUGGUAAGGUUGUUGUUUCCAUGGCACCCCAAGCGUCUGCUAUGUGA